AUGUCCCAAACCAAUACCGAGAAUCAUAAAAAGUUGAAAUAUCCACACACUGCUGGCAAAAGAAGUUUUGCUCGAAUAUGCGAGGAAAAAAAGAAAGAAACUUCUGAGCCUCUAUCAAGCAAGGACCUCUUUGUGGCUACGAGAAAAAGAAAAGUUGAUCGAGUAUACAAGGCCUCGUAUGCAGAUACUCUUAAUAAAAUUGCUGAAAUGGAAAGACUACAAUCAACACAAGAAAGUGAAGAUGGCAGUCAAUCAGUUGAUGCAUUUGCAUCAGUCAUGGGACCUGAGCAUCCAGGUCGCAUAAGAUUGUAUGGACGUGGGGUUACCAAGACCUCCUUAAAAAGAAAAGUGGGAGAUUUGGGACCCUCAAGUUCUACUGAUGAGGUGAUGCAGCAAAAAUUGGAGGAAAUGGAAGAAAGGAUGCAGCAAAGAUUGCAGGAAAAGUUCAAUGCACAAAAAGAUGCCAUGGAACUACAAGUUGCAGUUAAAAUCAUUUCACAACUUAAGCAUCUGAAUCCAGAUUUACGAGUUGAUCCCAGCAUGCUAGGUUUCAAUGCUUGUUCACCUGGAGAAGCUUCCUCUGCCAAACAAGCUGCUGUGCAACUAAUAAAUCGCCUAUCUACUGGGAGUAAUAAUCAAGGUUAUGAAAGUGAUAGUAGCUCUGGUAAACCUACAAUUCGUGCUCAGCUUGCUAAGUUGGUUGGAGAUCGAGAUGAUGACUUCAGCAUUCCCUUGGGUAAGAAUCUUAAGAAGGUCAGCGCCAAGUUCUUAACUGUUUCACAGAAGAGAAACAUCAAAAAGACAAAGCCUACUUGA
Nicotiana attenuata is the source of this 816-nucleotide messenger RNA. RefSeq lists its product as uncharacterized. The record is from RefSeq and is a predicted model, not a curated record. NCBI's taxonomy places the organism in Eukaryota, Viridiplantae, Streptophyta, Magnoliopsida, Solanales, Solanaceae. The coding region runs from base 1 to 816 and encodes 271 amino acids. The transcript has 4 exons.